AUGGACGAGAUCGCGGGAUGGAGAUCAGAGAACAAAGUUGGAACAAAGCGCGUUGACCCGCUCCGGAAAACGCCGAAAUCAUUUCUGUCACUGAAACAUCUUCGAGCGAUUCUGAGCUGGUUACCUCACACGUCGUCAGGAACUGCAAGGCGAUGGUGGAAUCUUGAAGUCGACAUGCGAGUUGUGCGCGAAGACGACAACCAGAACUGGACGCCAUCGCCCCUGGCAUACCUAUGCUGGAAUCGGAAAAAGGGAUUGCCACCGAUUCCGGGGAUGACAAUGGACAGUUUCGAGGCAAUGAUUGUAGGCGGUAUCUCUACGGUCAAGAUAGACGAGAUUGGCGCUAUGGAACACUGGUCCACGGACGGGCUGCGUCGCCAUCUUUGUCUCUUAGGGGGUCUCGUUCCAUGA
Messenger RNA from Laccaria bicolor S238N-H82, 411 nucleotides. RefSeq lists its product as uncharacterized. The record is from RefSeq and is a predicted model, not a curated record. Lineage: Eukaryota; Fungi; Basidiomycota; Agaricomycetes; Agaricales; Hydnangiaceae. The transcript has 3 exons. The coding region runs from base 1 to 411 and encodes 136 amino acids.